AAGAAAAGAGGGAGGAGCCCCGCCCCGUAUCUCUGGGAUCCAAAGACUGACCGCCCCCCUGCCGCCGCCGCCGCCGCCGCCCCUGCUCUGGUAGCAGCCGGUUCAGCCCCAUGAGCCGGGUAGAGAGGCAAACGUCGGAAGAGAAAGAGGCGCAGAAAAGCGAGAGCUGGGCUGAGAAGGCGGAUGAGAAAGCCAGAAAUCUGACGAGAAAGCCGCCGCCGCAACAAGGAAACGGGCAGAUCUACUACCAAUCACCCAAAAGAGAGAAAACAAGCUGGGAAUGAGAGAAUAUAUUGGCCAAAAAUGAUCCAGGAAGCCCUGGAGAAACUAAACCCAAGCGAAGAUCUAAGGAAGCCUUCCGAGAACAGGCGCUGCUGUCCGGAAUAAAACGGUGACAGAUGCGUGGGAGCGGAGCAAACAAGAUCAAACCGAUCUGUUUGUAACCUUCGCUGCUGUUUGGUUCUCCUCCUCCUUCGCUUCAGGGGAAACUUCGCAGAAGCAACGGUUGGAAAACGUAGGAGAGAAUCAAAACCAAAGACGAGAGGUCCCACGCUGCCAGCAUCUGUGGUUUGGAGCCCUUGAGCUGACUGCUACUGAGAAGUCCUGCAUUUGAGAGAGAUUUGCUUGAUACCAGAACCAAAGAAUGGUUAGCUGCUAGUACUCGCACCACAACUCGGUAGAAAGAUCCCGUUUGGCCCUAAGAAGUCUGACGUUAGAACCCAAAGAACUCCUUCAUUUCAUCCUUCUAGAACCAACAGGAGGGAGAUUCCGCUAGGCUGGAACAGAAGAGAGACUAGAUCUGGCUAUACUGUAAUUUGAAACACACUUUGAUUCCAAAGGCAGCAGCUCAGCAUUUAAAGUAGUUACUAAGCAAAUUUGGAAUCAGGGAUCCUAAACUAAGUUAACAAGCAGAGCCAGAGUGGAAGCAUAGAUUCUAGGAAAUAUUAUUUGCAGCAACUUGCCCAAGACCACUUCCACAGAAUACCAAGAAGUCUAAUUGGACCAGCACAUACACAGUGCAUCCAAAGUUCUUCAGAUUCUAGGAAAACCAUCUACAGUGACUAACUCAGAGUCCCUCUGGGUUCAGCACCAAUUACUCAGGGCAAUCUGCUUGCCCAGAGGCAAAUCUUGUUGAGAGGGAGACCACCAUGGAGGAUGGACCGCGUCGGCGAGGUGGCUCUGAGAAAGGUCCAGCUAGCACAGACAAAUCAGAAGGAGGUGGUGUUGCACUCAAGAAGGAGAUUGGGCUGAUGAGUGCAUGUGGCAUUAUUGUGGGCAACAUCAUUGGAUCAGGAAUCUUUGUGUCACCGAAGGGUGUGCUGGAGAAUGCAGGCUCAGUCGGGCUGGCACUCAUAGUGUGGAUUGUAACUGGUCUCAUCACCGCGGUGGGAGCCCUAUGCUAUGCGGAACUCGGCGUCACCAUCCCCAAAUCUGGAGGCGACUAUUCCUACGUUAAGGACAUCUUUGGGGGAUUGGCUGGGUUCCUACGGCUAUGGAUUGCUCUGCUGGUGAUCUACCCUACCAAUCAGGCUGUGAUUGCCCUCACCUUCUCAAACUACAUACUGCAACCGAUCUUCCCUGCCUGCUUCCCCCCAGAAACUGGACUGCGACUGCUGGCUGGAGUCUGUCUUUUACUGCUGACUUGGGUGAACUGUGCCAGCGUGCGCUGGGCCACGCGCGUCCAGGAUGUCUUCACGGCAGGGAAACUGCUGGCGCUGGGACUUAUCAUUGUCAUGGGAAUCGUUCAGAUCUGCAAAGGUGAAUAUUUUUGGCUGGAGCCAAAACAUGCCUUUGAAUUCUUCCAGACCCCGGAUGUGGGACUCGUGGCGCUGGCCUUCUUGCAGGGCUCUUUUGCCUAUGGGGGCUGGAAUUUCCUCAACUAUGUCACAGAAGAGCUGGUUGACCCUUACAAGAACCUGCCUCGAGCCAUCUUCAUCUCCAUUCCCCUGGUCACCUUUGUCUACGUCUUCGCCAAUGUGGCCUAUGUCACUGCCAUGUCACCCCAGGAGUUGCUGGCCUCCAAUGCUGUUGCAGUGACAUUUGGGGAGAAGCUGCUAGGAGUCAUGGCUUGGAUCAUGCCCAUCUCUGUUGCCCUUUCCACUUUUGGAGGAGUCAACGGGUCACUUUUCACUUCCUCUAGACUCUUUUUUGCUGGAGCGCGGGAGGGCCAUCUCCCCAGCGUCUUGGCGAUGAUUCACGUGCGACGCUGCACUCCCAUACCUGCCUUACUUUUCACUUGCAUUUCAACAUUGCUUAUGCUGGUCACAAGUGAUAUCUAUACCCUGAUCAAUUAUGUGGGUUUCAUCAACUACCUCUUCUAUGGAGUGACUGUGGCUGGGCAAGUGGUACUACGCUGGCAGGAGCCUGACCUACCCCGACCUAUAAAGGUGAAUCUGUUCUUCCCCAUCAUUUACCUGCUGUUUUGGGCCUUCCUGUUGGUAUUCAGCUUGUGGUCAGAACCUUUGGUUUGUGGCAUUGGUCUGGCCAUCAUGCUGACCGGAGUCCCCGUCUACUUCCUGGGGGUACACUGGGAGCCCAAGCCACCUGCCAUCAACAUGUUUGUCGAUGCGAUCACUCGGGCAGGACAAAAGCUUUGUGUCGUUGUUUAUCCUGAUAUGGCUGCGGGAGAAACUGAUGGUGGCCUCAGCAAGGAGACCAAAGAGCAGCUGGAGCCAAUGUGUGGACCUGAAGACCUCAAAAACCUCCCCAAAUAAGCUGUUCCGCUGCCUGGCAGGGCAGAAAGAGCUGCCAAGUAUGGACUGCACAGUAGUACCUCCUUCGCUGGGUGUGGAAUGAAUGGGAGCCUCCUGCACCCUUUAAUGUUUCCUCCCUGCUGCCUACAGCACCACAUUGUGGGACUGGUCUGCCUGGGAAUGCCCUGCUCUCUCUAUUUCCUAUGGCAAUGUCUUGCUGAGUCCAGAGGACCAAUGCUCACCAUUCCCUACUUGCAGUUCCCCCCUCUACAGAAGCUGGAAAAAAAACACGGAGCUCUCCUCUGAGUAAAACAGGAAAAAAAAACACAACACAACCACGUUCCUCUGGCCACCCGCUGACACAAUCCUUGCUGGAAGGGGCUCCCAUGUCGUUGCCUUAUAUUGCUGGGAAUAUUUCCAUUGGGUUUGAGCCUCAUCAGGGGAAAGUAUAUCUUCUCCCUUGGUUUUGUGUCUUUGUAUUUUUCACGUUUUUCUCUUUUUCUCUUUUUUGGUGUAAUAAAUUAAACCCAGUUGCCA
This is a messenger RNA of Pogona vitticeps (central bearded dragon), 3230 nucleotides long. It is a transcript of the gene SLC7A8, whose product is annotated as solute carrier family 7 member 8. Gene Ontology annotation, biological process: amino acid transmembrane transport; neutral amino acid transport. Lineage: Eukaryota; Metazoa; Chordata; Lepidosauria; Squamata; Agamidae. Gene Ontology annotation, molecular function: neutral L-amino acid transmembrane transporter activity; L-amino acid transmembrane transporter activity. The record is from RefSeq and is a predicted model, not a curated record. Gene Ontology annotation, cellular component: membrane.